UUCUUUUUGUUGACAUUUUCUUGCGUAUGUGGAACAACAAUCACAUCCGUAAAAUUUGCACAAUUUUUCAGUUUUUCUGUACUAUUUCAGCAUAUCUGUGAGUUUUUUGAAAGUUUUUCAUACGGAAUAUCUGUUUCCUAAACCGCCGCGAAAUGACUUCUGAUUGGGAUGAAAUCAAACGGCUCGCGGCCGAUUUCCAGAAUGCACAGCUUUCCACCGGUCUGCAAAGAUUAUCGGAACGGAAUUGCGUCGAGGUGGUUAGCCUGCUGAUCGAGAAGGGUUUGCUGGAGGUUAUCUUCACCACCGACGGGAAGGAAUACCUCACCCAGUCGCAUCUGGCACAGGAGGUGAAGGAUGAGCUGUUCGUUCAAGGUGGCCGGAUCAAUCUGGUUGAUUUGGCCAAAACGUUGAAUGUGGACUUUGAUCGGCUGCAGCGGGUGGCGGAACAGGUGGUGGCCGAUGAUUCGAGCGUGAAGUUCGUUUUGGGUCAGCUGCUGGAUGUGUCGUAUUUUGAGCGGGUUGCAAUGGAGAUCAACGAGAAGUUGGCUCAAGCUGGCGAGAUAAAUGUGGCCGAUCUGACUAUGCAGUACGACUUGCCAGCUGAUUUUAUUUUGGGCAAUAUUAUUCUCAAGUAUUUAAACAAAAUAAUUAUGGGAAAACAGGACGCAUCGAAUGCAAACAUUUUCUUCACCCAGUCGUACGUCACCAGAAGCAAGGCUAAAAUCCGCGGUGUGCUGGCCGCCGUUACGAAGCCAACUCCAGUGUCCGCCAUUCUUGCCCAGUGUGGAAUUCCGGAUAGGCUGUUCAAUAUGUUGGUUAACGAAGUGGCAACGCUUGGAAUUGUGACAUCUAGAUCACCAGGAGCACAGUACAUUCCACACAUUUAUAGAAAAACCCAGGUAGAUUGGGUACAGAAUUUUUACCGUCAAAAUGGCUAUUUGGAGCAUGAUUCCGUCGCUGGGUUGGGUGUAACUGAUGUAAAGAACUUUAUUACAAAUCAGCUACCCGAGGCGAAAAUCAUUCACCUUAAAAAGUGCAGUGUGGGAGAUAAACUAGUUGACCAGGUUGUUGCUUCGCUGGAAGAAUGUUUGUCAUCCAAUACCUACCUGGAUGUUUCAACAAUCUUGCCAACGAUCAUGACCGACGAAGACAUCGAUCAGCUGCUAUCCAUGGUUCUCACUCCGGCCAUGCAAAAGCAAACGCUCAUCUUUGGCAGCACAAUCCUUACGACCAAAUUCGUGGAUGACAUUAUCAAACCCUGUUACGGUAUUUCCGAGGAGCAUGCGAAAACAUCCGUUGACAGCGGCAGCUAUCAACAGUACAUGGCCGAGAAGCUCAUGAAACACCAGCAGGAUCCCACGGAAAAAGAAUCUUCGUUUGGCGGGGAAAGCAAAGCCGAUAAGCGCGAGGAACGUCGUAAGAAGGCAGCCGGCGGAAAGGGUGGCGGCGGUACCCAAGGACGGGAAACGAAAACCAAGUCCACCAAAAAGCACGCCCGCGGUCAGAAGGGAGGCAACGUUUCCGAUUCGGAUGAUGACGUUGGCUCCAGUGUGGGAGGAGCAGGCAAGAAAAGUGGAAAGGAGGCGUCCAUUGAGCUGAUUACGGCGAAAGAAAUUGCCAAGGUGCUGCAAGCUGGAUUGGAACCUGAAGGGCUGGAGGAUCUUUCUAAGCAGCUGGCGCAGCACUAUCUUCCGCAAUUCAGCAAGCUAGCAUUGGCUAAAGCUCAUCAACUGUACGAGAUAUCAUUGCACCAGAGCAACCAGAAUCGCCGCCAGACCCAUGCAAGUCUCCAGGACAAGCUAAACAAUCUGUACAACGACAUCCGGUUGUACGAAAAAGGAAUAAAACUAUUUCCGGCCGACGUACAACCUCAGCUAAUAAAAUACUUGCUCAAAUCUCUUGGCACCGACUUUUGCAACGAAAUAUGCUUCUACGUUGCGGCCGAGUGCAAUCUGAACAGCAAUGGCACCACUUUAACCGUGGAGCAGCGGAACAAAAUUGCCCAGGAAUGCAGCCAGGAGUACAAGGGGGCACUGCUCGCGCUGAACAAGGCAGUCUCCAGCAGCGCUUCCAUUGAUGAUUUCCUAGAUGUCGCCGAAAGCGCCCUUCAAGCGUGCAGUAUGAUUCUGAAGAAGAUCGACAAGAAGAAAGAUAGAAAUUUAAUUCUAUGCCACAAGCACGGCCUGCUCGAGCAAUUGGCAAACUGUUCGGAUCCGGCGUUGGUGCUGCACUUGGCGGUGCUAAUAAUUUUCACCAUUUGCACUCAAAAUAUGUUGCACGCUUCCGGUCGACAUGUUUCGUCCAUUUUGAGCUUUUUACAGCCACAGCUGAGUCCCGAACAAGCGCAAACUUUAACUUCCUAUCACGACUUGGUACUGAAACUUCUUAGUGCCGAAGGUGCAUCCUCCGAUGCCAAAUCCGACGUGGAAGGUAUUACCAAGCAAUUGGAAGAGUUAACUCCCACAGUUAAAAGCAUCGCAGCCAAUUUCAAGAAAGCAGGUGUAACCAGUGCCGAAUAAAGUUAAAAUCGCCCUUAAUCGUGGUAGCAUAAGGAACGAAAUUGUUACGGAUUGAAGCUUACGCUUUAGAUUUUUUUUCUAAUAAAAACUUGUUUUGUGCCUGA
Messenger RNA from Aedes albopictus (Asian tiger mosquito), 2623 nucleotides. RefSeq names its product E3 UFM1-protein ligase 1 homolog (gene Ufl1). The record is from RefSeq and is a predicted model, not a curated record. Gene Ontology annotation, molecular function: UFM1 ligase activity. Gene Ontology annotation, cellular component: endoplasmic reticulum membrane. The transcript has 5 exons. Gene Ontology annotation, biological process: regulation of proteasomal ubiquitin-dependent protein catabolic process; protein K69-linked ufmylation; response to endoplasmic reticulum stress. Bases 153 to 2519 code for a protein of 788 amino acids. NCBI's taxonomy places the organism in Eukaryota, Metazoa, Arthropoda, Insecta, Diptera, Culicidae.